GACACGCUGGCGCAGACCGGGGUGAUGUUUUAUGAAGAGGAACGGGAUAUCAUGACUGAGGCCGUGUCGCCGUGGAUCACGGCUCUUCACUACGCAUUCCAGGACUCGCAGCUGCUGUACCUGGUGAUGGAUUUCCACCCGGGCGGCGACCUGAUGACGCUGCUGGACCGCUUUGACGGCGUGCUGGAGGAAGAGACGGCGCGCUUCUACCUGGCCGAGAUUGCGCUGGCGCUGCACGAUCUGCACGCCAUGGGAUACGUGCACAGAGAUGUCAAGCCGGAGAACGUGCUGCUGGACCGGUGCGGCCACGUGAAGCUGGCCGACUUCGGCUCGGCGGCGCGGCUCGGCGGCGGGCUGGUGUCGGCCGCCAUGCCGGUCGGCACGCCCGACUACCUGGCGCCCGAGGUGCUGCGCGCCGUCAACACGGCCGGCGCGCGCCAGCCGGCCAGCCCAGCCUACGGCAAGGACUGCGACUACUGGUCCCUCGGAGUGGUCGCCUUCGAGAUGCUCACUGGAAGAACACCGUUCAGUGAUGACAAGCUGGGCUCGACCUACAACAACAUCCAGCAGCACAAGAAGCACCUGGUGCGGCCCAGCGAGCCGGCGCUGAGCGACGCCGCCUGGAGCCUGAUCGCCGCGGUGCCGCCGUUCAUCCCGACCGUGAACGGCGUGGACGACACGUCCAACUUCGACGAGGUGUGUCCAGAAGUUUCUCCGGCCGCGAGCUGCCCUUCAUCGGCCUUCACGUUCACCAAGCCGCUCGGCGAGACGCGUCCACUCAAGGACCGGCAGCGCAGCAGCUCGCUGCUGCCGGCGGCCGACGCAGAGCCAUCUAGCGAGCUGGAACGGAAGGUGUGCGCCCAGCGACGCCAGCUGCACACGCUGCGCGAGCGGCUGGACGAGUACGAGCGCGGCGAGGUCGGCAGCCAGCUCAAGCAGCUGAGCGCGAAGGUGGAUGAGAAGAGCGAGCGUCUACAGAAGAUUGAGGAGGAGCGGAACCGGCUGGAGGCGGCUCUGGCCCGGGCCGAGGACAAGUCCGCUGGCUACGUCCGCCUGCUGGAGGUAGAGAAGAAGGACCGCAUGUCGACCGAGAAGCGCGCGCUCGAGCUGCUGCAGGACAUCAAGCGCAAGUGGAAGCGCGACGAGGAGGAGCGGCUCAAGGUCAUCCAGGACGAGGUCAAGCGGUACCAGGCCGAGUGCAAGUCGAUGGAGGAGAAGUACCACUUCUCGCUGGAGAACCUGCAGCGCUGCCAGAGCCAGCUGAAUGCCGCCGAGGAGGCCAGGAAGACGGCCGAGGAGGCCGCCAAACAGAACCAGCACAAGGUCAAGGAGGUACUGGACAGCAGCCGAGUGGACUCGGCCGGACUGCAGCAGCGGCUGGAGCAGACGACGGCCGCCUCGCAGCAGCAGCUGCUCCAGCUGCAGCAGCAGCUCGCCGCCGGCCAGCGCGACCGCGACCAGCUGCAGGCGCAGCUGCAGCAGGCGGCGCGCGACCAGCGACGGCUCGAGCGACAGCUGGAACAGACGACGGCCGACGCGGCGCAGCUGGAGGCGGCGCACCAGGAGCGCGACGCCAUGCUGCAGGACCUGCGCGUCACCCAGGACAAGGAGGAGGAUCACCAGCAGCGCAUCUGUGAGCUGGAGACCACCCUCCUGGGCCUGGAGGAGUCGCUCAACAAGCUGGAGCACUGCAACGAGACGCUGCAGCACCAGUUGGCCAACGCCAGCGCCGCCGAGCCGCACGACAGGCACAAGGUGGCCGAGCUGCAGGACCAGAUCAGACUGAAGGACAAGCAGGUCGCCGACUGGAAGAUCGACGUGCGCAUCGCCAACCGGGAGGCGCGAGCGGCCGAGGCGGCGCUGGCCGAGCUGCGCCAGGCCGAGGCCGGCUGGGUGGCGGAGGCCGGCCUCGAGCGCGCCGAACGCGACGUCGAGCGGCACGGUCGCGAGGCGCACGAGCUGAAGGAGGCGCACGAGGCCCAGCAGCAGACCGAGCGCACGCACCGCCUCCAGGAGACGGAGGAGGCGCUGCGCCGCGAGCUGGCCGACGCUCAGAAGAAGGCCGACCAGCAGGAGGCGACGAUCUCGUCCCUGAAGGACCUCUGCUCCACGCUGGACACGCAGCUGACCGACAUGGAGCAGCUGCUGAAGAAGCAGGAGGCCGACACAGAUAAGCAGGAGCAGAACAAGUCGGCCCUGUCGGACGAGAUCGCGCGCCUGCAGACCGAGCUUCGCUCCGCCAAGGCGGGCGCCAACGAGGAGAAGUCGCUGAAGCUGUUCCAGGAGCGGCGCGUCCAGGACCUGGAGCGCCGCCUGCAGGAGCAGGAGGCCGACGUCGAGACCGAGCGUGACAUCCUGAAGAAGGACCUGGACGAGUACCGCGAGCUGUCACACGGUCUCACCAACCAGCUGUCGCAGCACGACCAGCAGCUGUCGGAGGCGCAGACGCAGCUGCGCCAGCUGGAGCGGCGCGAGGAGCAGACGCUGCGCGAGAUGGCCCGGCUCAAGGAGGAGACGUCCGGCCUGCUCACGCAGAUCCACUCGCUCAAGGACUCCAACUUCCAGCUGACCGAGGCGCUCGAGAAGGCCGUCGACCGCGCCGAGGCCUUCAAGGAGAGGAUCGCCGAGCUGGAGGGCGUCAUCUCGGAGAUGCAGCUGAGCUACGACGAGAAGGAGCAGCGGCUGGAGGGCACGCUCGGUCAGCAGACCAAGCUGAUCGACUUCCUGCAGGCCAAGUCGGAGGCGCCGCCGCGCAAGAAGACGCUGGCCGACCGGCUGUUCGGUGAGAAACAGAAGGAGAACUGCACGCCCGUGCCGCUGAAAUACCGUGACCUGGAGCGGCUGUUGGAGCGAGAGCGCAUGCGCACCAAACAGGCCAACGACCAGCUGAACCGGGCCAGGGCCGAGAUCGUGUCCCUUACCAACAAAGUGCCCACCUGUCCGGACACGCCGUGCCUGGGCGGCACGCCGCAGUCGCGCCAGGCGCUUCGUCUGCUGGCGCAGUCGCCGGGGGUGCAGACCACGCCCACGCCCACGCCGCAGCGCAUGCACCAUAACAUCCCGCACCGGUUCGACACGGGCCUGAUGACGCGGGCCGCUAAGUGCGCCGCCUGCCUGGGCCCGGUGCGCUUCGGACGCACGGCCGCCCGCUGCGCCGAGUGUCACAUCACUGCCCACCCCAAGCAGUCGGACGCCUCGCCGGCCGUGCGCCGUGUCGCCGGGCCGCCCAAGCCGCCCCGACAGCCCUCCGAGGACACGCCCACCGCCGGCCGCGGCUGGAUCCGGGUGCCCAGGCCCGGAAAGGCCGGCUGGGAGCGUCGCUUCCUGCGCGUGGAGGAGGGCCAGCUGACGCUGUACGCCGAGGAGCCGUCGCCGGGCGGGCUGGCGCCGGCGCCGCUGCAGACCAUCGACCUCCGCUCGGGCCACGUGCACGUGGACGCCGACGUGGCGUACUCCGAGGUGCCGCAGCUGGCCCGCCGCGACUUGCCUUACGUGUUCAAGGUGGGCAUCGUGCAGGAGACGACCUGCUGGCCGGCCAAGUCGUACCAGUUCCUGUGCAGCAGCCUGCCGGAGAAGCAGCAGUGGGUGGGCCUGCUGGAGUCGCUGUCAGCCCGCGCCAGCCUCGUGUACGCCGCCGACGGCGCCGACUGCAUCGACAUCAACUGCGCGCACCUCGUCACCGACCAGCUGAUGCUACUCGGCACGGAGGACGGCCUGUACUCGCUGUCGCUCACCGACGGCCGCACGGAGCGACGCAUCAAGGUGGACGGCUUCCCGCCUGUGCUCAUGAUGAGGGCCGUGCCCGAGGUUGACCAGCUGGUCUUCAUCGCAGGCAAGGAGCACGAGCUGCGUGUGGCGCCGCUGAACGCGGUGCGCGCCUGCGCCGAAGCGGCCUCGGUGUCGGCCGCCCGACUGGACGCCUGGCGACUGGAGGGCCUGCAGAGCUGCCACCUACUGGCCGCCGGCGCCACCGGCGACAAGCAGGCGUUCGUGUGCGCCGCCUCCUCCAACCGCGUCUGCCUAUUCCGCUGGAGUUACGACCUGACCACCUACCAGCUGGUGAAGCAGUUCAGCACGCAGGAACCAGCCACCUGCCUGCACUUCACCUCCAGCUCCAUCAUCAUCGGCACCGACCGCUUCUUUGAGGUCGACCUCUGCAACUUUGCCAUUGAAGAGUUCCUGGACUCGUCGGACGCCAGCCUGGCGUACAUCGUGUACGGCACCAGCCAGAUGCGCUCGUUCCCGGUGGCGAUCCUGGCCGUCUCCGAGAAGGAGUACCUGCUCUGCUACCACGAGCUGGGCGUGUUCGUCGACCAGUUCGGCUCGCGCUCACGCAAGCAGGACAUCAAGUGGACCCGCCUGCCGUUGGCCUUCGCGUACCAGGCGCCGUUCCUCUUCAUCUUCCACUUCCACGCGGUGGAGGUGGUGGAGGUGGCGCGCGGCUCGUUCCGUGACGCGGACGCGGUGCCGCCGGCCGUC
Pollicipes pollicipes is the source of this 4479-nucleotide messenger RNA. Its product is annotated as citron Rho-interacting kinase-like. The record is from RefSeq and is a predicted model, not a curated record. Gene Ontology annotation, cellular component: cytoplasm; cytoskeleton. Gene Ontology annotation, molecular function: ATP binding; protein serine/threonine kinase activity. Gene Ontology annotation, biological process: peptidyl-threonine phosphorylation; actomyosin structure organization. NCBI's taxonomy places the organism in Eukaryota, Metazoa, Arthropoda, Thecostraca, Pollicipedomorpha, Pollicipedidae.